AUGACUGUUGAAAAAGUAGAUAAACCUCAUCCAGUGAAGAAGAGAUCAAGAAAUGGGUGUUUAAGUUGUAAAAAGCUAAGAAUAAAAUGUAAUGAAGCUAAACCAAGUUGUGAAUAUUGUGUUCAUACAAGUAGAGAAUGUAUAUAUCCAAUUCCCAAGCCUACAAAAUCAAAACAAAAAUUGAAAUCCUUAUAUAAUCAAUCACUGAAGAUAGAGCUACUAGAUGACUCGGCUUCGACAUCUGCCUCCACAAGUAAUGUAUCAACUCCAGCAUCAUAUGAUCCAGCAUCUGUUUUAUUUGGACCUCAUUCACCUUUUGUUCUUCAUACCGGGGAUCAAAAUGAAUUUUUAUCUUAUCAUAGAUCAAAAAGUAGUCCAACUCCGGUUGAUGAUUUAACAAGAACAUUAAUGUUGAAUCAGUCGUCUCAAAUGUUAGGAAUUCUGAAAUUUGAAUUGAGGUUAUUAAAAUUUUUUGACUCUGAAUGUAUUCAAUUAUUUAGUUAUGGGGUAAAUGAAGGUAUAUAUAAUGCAUGGAAAUAUAAAGUCCCUAGUCUUUUUCUAGAAAGUGAUUUGGUGAGACAACUGAUUUUUGCAUUUAGUGCUAUUGGAUUAAGUGCUACUUUAGAUUUAGAAAUCGUUCAAAGUGAAGAUAAUGGAAGAAUUACAAAUUUUGAAACUUCAAAAAAAUGGGAUCAUAACUUAAGUUUGGAAUCAAAGACUAAUCUUUAUUUAAAAACCACUUCAGGCUUUUUGAGAACUUUAAAAAAAGCUAGUGAGAAAAUAAAUGAACUACAUAAAGUUUCUGGAGGUUUCCAAGAUCCAACGGUUGCAAAAGAAUUAGUUGUUUCAAGUAUAUUGAUUUUUUCAUUUUUAGGAGUUCAACCUCAUAAAUUGAUCAAACUUAUAAGUUUCAAUAGAGAAGAGGAAGAAACAGAUAUGAUACAAAUAUCAAGUGGUACAAGAGAUACUGUGUUAAACUGUGCAGCUACGAUUUUAAAAUCAGAUAUGGCUGGAUUGUUAUUCUUCAAAUCUGAAGAAUUGAGAAGUAGUCCUAGUGCAAAAGAUUGCGGUUAUCCAAUAAUUAAUUAUUUAAUGAAUGAUAUGUAUUCCUAUAUUGAUCUGUUGGAAUUAAGUCUUGAAUCAUCACAAUUUGAAGAAAUUUUUGGAACAAAUAUUGAUUAUUUGACAAAAUCUCUUUAUGGAAGUCAUUAUUAUAAAUUUCCAAUACCAAUUUUCAGAUUUCUAAUGGUAAUAACUGAGAAUUUUAAAAAAUUGCUUUAUAGUAAGAAUCAAUUUGCAUUAAAAAUAUUAUUUGUUUAUGCUAGUAUUGCUUCAAUUGCAAGGUUUCAAAUGUAUAAUGAACAAAAUAUAUGGAGAGAAUAUCUUAUAUGGUACAAGGAAGAAUAUGGCUUAAGUAGUGAAAUGGAAAAAUGUUUGUAUUACUUAGUUGUCCAGAAACAUUUCAUGUCUAUAGAUUUUGAAAAUUUCCCAUUUUUUGAUCCAAUCGAAGAAUAUAAGAAGCAGAUAAAUACAUUGAAUUUGAUAUUAGGUUAA
Messenger RNA from Lodderomyces jiufengensis, 1554 nucleotides. RefSeq names its product Zcf18p (gene ZCF18). The record is from RefSeq and is a predicted model, not a curated record. Gene Ontology annotation, biological process: regulation of transcription by RNA polymerase II. The coding region runs from base 1 to 1554 and encodes 517 amino acids. The transcript is spliced from 2 exons. Gene Ontology annotation, molecular function: zinc ion binding; DNA-binding transcription factor activity, RNA polymerase II-specific. NCBI's taxonomy places the organism in Eukaryota, Fungi, Ascomycota, Pichiomycetes, Serinales, Debaryomycetaceae.